AUGGAUGCUUUUCAGAGCAUUUUAAAAUUCUUUCUUAACCAAAAAACUGCUAUUGGCUACAGCUUCAUGGCUUUGCUCACCGUGGGAAGUGAACGUCUCUUCUCCCUAGUGGCAUUUAAGUGCCCCUGCAGCAUUGAGAACACUGCAUAUGGACUGGUUUUCCUCUUUGCCCCUGCCUGGGUGUUACUGAUCCUUGGAUUCUUUCUGAAUAACAAGGCCUGGAGGCUCUUCACUGGUUGCUGUAUGAACCCAAAAAAAAUCUUUCCUAGGAGACGCUGCUGCCGCUUCUUCUACGUCCUGGGCCACAUCACACUGAGUUCACUGGUGGCUCCGGUGAUGUGGCUCUCUGUGGCUUUGCUUAAUGGGACGUUUUAUGAAUGUGCUAUGAGUGGAACAAGAAGUACAAGACUCCUGGAGAUGAUUUGCAAGGGGAAGCCCAAAGAGUGCUGGGAAGAACUGCACAAAGUCUCUUGCGGUAAAAGUAGCAUGGCAGCCAUGGACAGUGAAGAGGUGAGGCUGUCUCUGCAGGCCCAGUCUCAGAUUCUAGGAUGGUGCCUGAUUUGUUCAGCAUCCUUCUUCUCCCUGCUGACCACUUGUUAUGCACGCUGCAGAUCUAAAGUCAGCUAUCUGCAGCUGAGUUUUUGGAAGACAUAUGCACAAAGGGAGAAGGAGCAAUUGGAAAACAAACUCCUGGAAUAUGCCAACAAGCUGAGCGAGAGGAACCUCAAAUGCUUUUUUGAAAACAAGAAGCCAGAUCCUUUUCCCAUGCCCUCGUUUGCUGCCUGGGAGGCUGCAUCCGAGCUACACUCCUUCCACCAAGACCGUGAGCACUAUAGCACCCUCCACAAGGUGGUAGAUGAUGGUCUGGAACAAACUCCCCAAGAGGAAGAGACGACAAUGAUCCUUGUGGGUACCGCCCAGAGUUUAUGAAUCAUCCACCAUCCCUGGCUCAGAUAUCCAGUGGUACACUCAUUCUGAGUUGAAUCUUCUGCUGUUUCCAUGACAACCUGAGUCUCUGCAUUUUCUUACCAUUAGAGCUUCUUUAGACGAUAAUAACACAGUUGGAAACUGUUCUGAAACCUCCAAGAGCAAUGUCUGGAUGUGCUCAGACUGAUGCUGAGUGAUGACUGA
Rattus rattus (black rat) is the source of this 1131-nucleotide messenger RNA. RefSeq names its product calcium homeostasis modulator family member 5 (gene Calhm5). Bases 1 to 930 code for a protein of 309 amino acids. Gene Ontology annotation, molecular function: monoatomic cation channel activity. NCBI's taxonomy places the organism in Eukaryota, Metazoa, Chordata, Mammalia, Rodentia, Muridae. The record is from RefSeq and is a predicted model, not a curated record. The transcript is spliced from 2 exons.